UUGACAGGCCAUUCGGCCAUUCCUCUUUGCCCAGCCCACUCUCAAAUUCUCUCUAUAUAUAUGAGAAAUGUCAAUCAUUCUCUCGCAAGAUUUAGCUUUAGAUUUCUUGUAUUUCUCUAUAGCUUUAGUGUAAUUAGAUUCAACAUUGUUUUCUUGGCAUUAACUUCACAUUCAGUAGCAUGGCUUGCUCUUCAAAGCAAUUCUGUUCAAUUUCCACGCUUUCUGACCAUUUCCAGCCCCAUUUCUUGGCUUCCAAACAUCAACUGAUCCAGCCAUUCCCUUCGAAUUUUGCUAAAAGGUGCAGCAAGCUUGGUGGUUCAGCUCAAAGGCCUCUAUACAUAUCAUCAUCAUCUUCUCUCCAGGGUUUUGGGUACUUUGAUGAGCCAAGAGAUGUGAAGCCAAGAGAAGCCUUAGGCCCCUGCAAGGCCUAUGAAGCCCAGAGAGUGCAGCCGAUUCAGAUCAACAUCGAGUUCGAUGACGAAACCCGGGAACUUGCAGCUCAGAAGCUCAAGAUUGGCGUCUAUUUUGCCAUGUGGUGGGCUUUGAAUGUGGUCUUCAACAUUUAUAACAAGAAGGUCCUCAAUGCCUUUCCAUUCCCAUGGCUCACUUCAACUCUUUCCCUGGCGGCUGGAUCCCUGAUGAUGCUGGUUUCUUGGGCCACCAGGAUCGCCGAAGCACCAAAGACUGAUCUCAACUUCUGGAAAGCUCUUCUUCCAGUAGCUGUGGCACACACAAUUGGGCAUGUGGCUGCAACAGUUAGCAUGUCAAAAGUUGCAGUCUCCUUCACUCACAUUAUCAAGAGUGGUGAGCCUGCUUUCAGUGUUCUGGUCUCCAGAUUUCUUCUGGGCGAGACUUUCCCCUUGCCGGUCUACCUCUCACUGCUGCCGAUCAUCGGAGGGUGUGCACUUGCCGCGGUCACUGAGCUCAACUUCAACCUAACCGGAUUCAUGGGGGCUAUGAUAUCAAACUUGGCUUUCGUGUUUCGGAACAUAUUCUCAAAGAGAGGGAUGAAGGGGAAAUCUGUGGGAGGGAUGAACUACUAUGCAUGCCUCUCAAUGAUGUCUCUUUUGAUCCUCACCCCAUUUGCAAUUGCUGUGGAAGGUCCGCAGCUCUGGGCAGCAGGCUGGGACAAAGCAGUAGCUCAAAUUGGACCCAAUUUCAUAUGGUGGGUGGCGGCUCAGAGUGUUUUCUAUCACCUGUACAACCAAGUCUCAUACAUGUCUCUGAACGAGAUCUCACCAUUAACAUUCAGCAUUGGCAACACCAUGAAGAGGAUUUCCGUAAUAGUAGCCUCCAUCAUCAUCUUCCAAACGCCUAUUCAACCCGUGAAUGCUCUUGGAGCUGCCAUUGCAAUCUUCGGAACCUUUCUCUAUUCACAGGCAAAGAAUUGAGAAAGUUGGAGGCAAUGAAUGGGCGAAUGUGGUGCAAGUUUGGAGAUGGGGAGGCAGAGAUCAACAACAGAGCAGCAGGCAUGUUGUUUGAGAGUAGUGGCAGUGAGUGAGAGGAAUGUUUGUUCAGGGGAAGAGAGCAACUAAUUAAUGUGAAUAGGGCAGCGGAAUGUUGUUGUUUACUUAACCUUGUCUUUUGUUUUUUGUGAUCCUAAUUGCUGUACUGUUUUUGAAAGAUCAAUGGAAGGAUAUAAUUAGUUCUUUUAA
This is a messenger RNA of Diospyros lotus (date-plum), 1655 nucleotides long. Its product is annotated as glucose-6-phosphate/phosphate translocator 2, chloroplastic-like. The record is from RefSeq and is a predicted model, not a curated record. Gene Ontology annotation, molecular function: phosphoglycerate transmembrane transporter activity; antiporter activity; triose-phosphate transmembrane transporter activity. Gene Ontology annotation, cellular component: membrane; Golgi apparatus. The transcript is spliced from 5 exons. Lineage: Eukaryota; Viridiplantae; Streptophyta; Magnoliopsida; Ericales; Ebenaceae. Bases 180 to 1391 code for a protein of 403 amino acids. Gene Ontology annotation, biological process: transmembrane transport.